Molecule: messenger RNA, 2602 nt
Organism: Corythoichthys intestinalis (scribbled pipefish)
Lineage: Eukaryota; Metazoa; Chordata; Actinopteri; Syngnathiformes; Syngnathidae
Product: protein phosphatase 1 regulatory subunit 14A-like
Exons: 4
Coding region: 198-665 (155 amino acids)
Biological process (GO): regulation of phosphorylation
Cellular component (GO): cytoplasm
Molecular function (GO): protein serine/threonine phosphatase inhibitor activity
Source: RefSeq, a predicted model, not a curated record
UGUGCGCGCCCGUAGUGUGCAUCAUUGCACCUGAUCUUUUAUAUUUUUGUUUUGAUAUUUUCCGGCACACGUUUCUAAUCCCCUAAACAAAAACAAAACACUCUGUUAGUUUGUCUUCUUAAUUUACUCGUUAGAACUUGAAGACUUAAGUUAAUUAACCUGAGCUUCAGAAGAUUCCACUAAUUUGACCAUCCCCAAUGGCGGCGAACCGAGUGGGGCGGCGGGUCAACAAGGUGUGCAACCACCAGUCACCCAACCGGACCCGCGGCGGCGGAGAGCGUGAGCCGGGCGGCCACAGUCUGCAGCGGCGCCAGGCUCGAGUCACCGUCAAGUACAACCGCAAGGAGCUCCAGAGGAGGUUGGACGUGGAGAAGUGGAUAGACUGCGGCCUGGACGAGCUCUACGCGGGCAGGGAGGAGGACAUGCCAGAGGAGGUGAACAUUGACGAUCUACUAGACUUGAAGACAGAUGCUGAGAGGAGGCAACGACUGCAGGAGAUUCUUCAGUCUUGCAACAACAACACAGAGGCGUUUAUCAGCGACCUGGUGGCCAAACUUCACGGCCUCCAGAAGCAGGAGGAGCUGCACAACGAUGGUAUCGACCUACCGCAGCUACACAUAUACCCCGCCCGGACCGGAUCGGGUGACAGGGAUGUGCUGCACUGAGGCAGUGAGCAAACCGCUUAAGUUAACCCUGGGACCUGGACUGUAAAACAAGCACACCCGAAGCCCGCACACACCCACAUCCCAGUGUUUUGAGUCUGAACAUCCAACAGAACAAAUGCUCCCUCAAAAUACAGUGGUAUGAAAAAGUAUCUGAACCUUUUGGAAUUUGUCACAUUUCUGCAUAAAAUCCCCAUCAAAUGUGAUCUGAUCUUUGUCAAAAUCACACAGAUGAUAACAGUGUCUGCUUUGACUAAAAGCACCCAAACAUUUAUAGGUUUUCAUAUUUUGAUGAGGACAGUAUACAAACAAUGACGGAAGGGGGGGGGGUAAGUAAGUGAACCAUCACAUUUAAUAUUUUGGUUUUGUAAAUUGUUUGGUAAAAAUUGGUUCCAAUUGCUCUUUAAGUCUCCUUAGGCCAGUACUUCUCAAAUAGUGGGGCGUAUUAUCCUGAUGAGUAAAUGUUGCUAAUCAAUUUGAAUUUAUUAUUAUUUAUUGAUUUUAAUAGAUUUUAAUUUUCAGUAUCAAACGGUCAAACUAUGUAACUUGACUGUAUUUUUACAGUAUGGAUGUGUUUUUUUUUUUUGUUUUUUUUACACUUUAUUGAAAAUUGAUCUACUGGACUGUCUCAGGAAAUUAGAAUACACAAUAUUCUAAUUUUUUGAGACAGUCCUGUGUAUAUAUACAGGACUGUCUCAGGAAAUUAGAAUACACAAUAUUCUAAUUUCCUGAGACAGUCAGUAUAUUACUUUUUUCUUUUAUUAUUAAAAAGAACGCAAUGUUAUGCAGAGGUGUAUUUAUAAUAAUAGGAAUUUUAUAUACAAAUGAUACUAUAGUAUAUUUAUGGAGGCGGCAGAGAGUUGGGGGGGCACGGAACGUGUACGUCUUCCCGUGGGGGGCAUAACAGAAAAGAAAUGAGAAGCUCUGCCUCAGGCAGAGGGUUCACUUAUUUAUUUUCCCUCUUCUGUCAUUGUUUUCAUGCUAUCCUCAUCAAAAUAUGAAAACCUAUAAAUGUUUGGGUGGUUUUAGUUAAAGCAACACACAGUUUUUACAUCUGUGUGAUUUUGACAAAGAUCAGAUCACAUUUGAUGGUGAUUUUAUGCAGAAAUGUGAGAAAUUUCAAAAGGUUCUGAUACUUUUUCAUACCACUGUACAUCCAACCAGAACCUCAAAGCACAACAGGAAGUGGACCAUCUGAACUUUCAUGAUGUUCAAGAAGUAUUGAUUUUGUUUGACAAGGAAUCUUGUCAGUCAUCAUUUAAUUUAUUAAUUUUGCAGGUUUCAUUUCCUGUUGUCACUAACACGCACCUGUUUUCAUUGUAAAUGUGAUAUCGCACAUAUCUUGUUUAAUAUUAUGCAAACACAAGCAUAAGCAACACAUGUACUUACACAUUUACAACACACUUACAUAAUGCAUGCAGACUAUACGAAGCACACAAUGCAAUACAUAACCCACACAAGAAAUUAUGCAUAACACGUGCACUCCAGGUCAAAAGUUUUAAGACACUUUCUCAUCCUACUGAAUGUGAAGUGUCUCAAAACCGUUGACCACAGGUGUACGCAUAAUUACAAAAUACAACACAUAAUUGACGACACACGUUAUCCAUGUUCAAAAUAGACACAUACACGUGCAGUACACACAGACACGUACUGUAAUACACAUAAACAACAAAAGAUACAUAUUAAAACAAAUACACAAAUUACUUUUGUGAUGUCUGAAUUUUCAAGUGUUUGUACUUGAUUUAAAAUAAAAACAUAUUUUACUUUGAAAGGAUUCCCCAUUUUCACUUUCUACCUGCUGUGUUCAAAACAGAAAGUGAAUUGCAAGAACUAGAGAAGCACUCUUGAGAGAGCAGAUUUCUGCCUAAGCAGCCACAUUCAAAGCAUCACCAUAUUUCUGACCAAUGUGACCUUUGACUCUUUCUCGUGUCAUCAUAUCA